This is a messenger RNA of Cuscuta campestris, 679 nucleotides long. Lineage: Eukaryota; Viridiplantae; Streptophyta; Magnoliopsida; Solanales; Convolvulaceae. The record is from the annotation of a GenBank genome assembly.
GGCUGGGCAUGGGGGCAAAUUUCCAAAGGUUGCAGAUUCAACAAUUAAGGGUUCACUUGAAUUUGCUAUGCGUCAUUACAGGUGAUAGGCCGAUUCCUACUCUUGGUAUGUGAUCCACUGAGGCUUUCAAGGUCUUCAACAAAAGUCCUAGCUUGACCACAACACAAGGAGAUGAGGGAAUACCACAUGAGUGAUAUGAAGAAUUUCACUAAAGAAGACUCUGUGCACAUACUCCUUCAUCAGAGCAAUGGGUUUUCCACAUGGAGUUCAAGGUACAAAGCAGUUACACUACUCAAAUGUGGACGACGAGAGGCUAGAUUGGGGCAGUUUGUUGGGAAGAACACAACAUUUGCCACAGAUGUCUACCUUGGGUGGUUUGAGGGCGAGAUAGAAUCUGGUUAUGAUAAGGCUGCCAUAAAAUUGAAUGGAAGGGAGGCAGUGACUACUUUUGAACUAAGCUCAUAUGAAGGAGUCAAGGAGAGACGAGCUCUGAAAUCAACUUCAAUGUCAAUGCUUAUGAAGCUAGAAGAUCUCCACCUCAGGCUACAUAUGGAAGUUCUGCCUCCAUGCUAGCUCCUCCCAGGCUGCUUAGAGUGGAUCAUCAACAGCACAAGUGAUUUAUAUUCUUAAAUAUUUUAGGGUAGCAUUUUUUUAAGUUUAGUAAAGGAAAAGGAUCCCU